Ceutorhynchus assimilis (cabbage seed weevil) is the source of this 5362-nucleotide messenger RNA. The record is from the annotation of a GenBank genome assembly. Lineage: Eukaryota; Metazoa; Arthropoda; Insecta; Coleoptera; Curculionidae.
AGCGAUAAAAAAGCGAACAAAUUACCCCACCUAUAAAAAUCUUUAUGGUCCUAGGACAGAUAACUUCUCGGUCUCAAGUGUAUUAUUGUACUGGCUCUAGAGGAUCCUUACAAACUCGUGUCGAAAAGUGUACGCUAUGCCCAAGGAUGCCACUGGAUUUCAUAGAUGAAUACCGUGCUGCAGUCAAAUGAAAUAUAAAAUUACACUGAGUACACUUCCAUGCAAAAACUGAAAAAAAUUAGAGAGACUGUGCUUGUUUUGAAUAAAAAAGCAAAAGUUGCUGUACUUUUAUAUUAGGGCCGGUUUCUCAAUAGCGAGAACCCUCCGGGUUAGUUUUAACUCCAGAGUACACGUGUCCAGUUGCUUCGGACUGACUAGAAUCUGUUCUGGAUGGAUUCUGAACGAGUCCUACCGGUUCUAAGGUUUCAAUUAAGUUAGAAUGGACCCCGAGCAGAGCAAAAACUUUUGUUCGGGAUAUUGCUCGCUGAAUGCUGGUCAGCGUUCUACUAACUAGCUUUUUGGAACCGUUGGCAGAGUGCAUUUCAUGGAAACCUAACCGAAGAUUUCGGGCGAAGAAGAAUGUCAAAACAAAACACUGCUCGGAGCAAUAGCUCGGAGCCAGUUCAAAUAAUUGACAACCCAACAACUGCCAAAUUAUUUAAAAACCUUUCCUAUGGUUUUUAAACCAUAAACAAAUAAACAAAUAAAUCAAAAUCGCCUCUAGCUAGAAUAUAAUAAUUAUAAUUAGAAAAUAGAAAUUUAAAGGUUUUAAAAAUGGGUCCAGUGGUGUGUAACCUAUAACAGUGCAAGUUGUUUUAUUUAAAAAGAAUACUGGUGAACAUCAUGGACAAAUCAACUAUAUUCGAAGGUUUAAAAAAGUAUUUUAAAUUCGACGAAUUCAAAUCGAAAUUGCAAGAAGCUGCUGUAAUAGAAGUUUGCCAGAGAAAGCAUGAUGUAUAUGUAUCAAUGCCCACAGGUUCAGGGAAAUCUUUAUGUUACCAAUUACCAGCUGUAUUACAUGAUAGCAAGAUUACAAUAGUGUUUUCUCCAUUGCUAGCUCUUAUAAAAGAUCAAGUUGACUCAUUACUUGCCCUUCAAAUCAGAGCAGCUUCAUUAAAUUCUAAAAUAACAAAAACCGAAAGAGAAAAACUUCUAGCUGAUUUAAAAUCUACAUCUCCAGUGACAAGGUUGUUGUAUGUAACUCCUGAACAAGCUGCAACAAAAACUUUCAAGGAACUAUUUGCCAAUUUGUAUAAAUUUAAUAAAGUUGCAUACAUAGUUGUGGAUGAGGCCCAUUGUGUCAGCGAAUGGGGUCAUGAUUUUAGGCCGGAUUAUCUAAAAUUAGGAAAUCUUAGAGAAAAUUGUAAUGUGCCUUGUAUUGCUUUGACUGCAACAGCAGGAGCACAAGUUACUAAAGAUAUAAUCAGUAGUCUAAGACUGGCAAAAGACCACAAAAUAUUUAAAACUUCUUGUUUUCGCAGUAAUCUUUUCUAUGAUGUAUAUUUCCCUAAUAUCCUUGAAGAUCCCUAUAAGCAUUUGAAAAGUUUUAUUGAAGAUUGUCUAAAAUUUGAAAAGGAAAAAGACUUGGCAAACAAUCAAAAAUCUUGCGGAAUUAUCUAUUGUCGUACAAGAGAACAAACUGAACUUCUAGCUUCAAAAUUAAAUUCGAUGAAAAUUAAAUCUUUAUGUUACCACGCGGGCUUGAAAAAUCACGAACGAUUAGAUUUUCAAGAAAUGUGGCAGAGAGGUGAAGUACCAGUGAUUUGUGCUACAAUAAGUUUUGGUAUGGGUGUUGAUAAAGCCUCUGUACGUUUUGUAAUCCAUUGGGGAGUACCUAAAGAUCCAGCCUCGUUUUAUCAGGAAACUGGCAGAGCUGGUAGAGAUGGAAAGCCUUCUUGGUGUCGAGUGUAUUAUAAUAGAGCAGAUUGUAAAGCUGUUGAGUUUCAUUUGACACAAGAUUUAGGAAAAGCUAAGAGCGGAGGCAAGGAAGCAAAAAAGUUAAAUGUUGAAAAUGCUGUAAAAGGAUUUAAAAAAGUGGUGGAGUAUUGUGAGAGCCCUUCCCAAUGCAGGCAUAUAUUGUUUUCUAAUCAUUUUGGUGAACCACCACCUGUGUGUAAAAAAAAUUGUGAUUGGUGCAAAGACAAAAAAGCCGUAAGAGAAAUGGUUGAAUUUUUUCUUACUAAAAGUGUCCAAUAUUCUACUCAUGUUAGUUCCUAUAAUGACAUGGACUAUGAGGAUUUAUAUGGCAAAGGACGAAAAGGGAUUAAUGAUGAGACUAAUGAAAGAAAAACUGGUGGAUAUAGUAGUGAUGAAGAUGGUGCCCAUGCAGCAUUUGAAAGAGAACAAAAAGCUAAAAAAGAAGCUACUACAUUUAUACAAAAGCAACUUGCUCUAAGAAGAAAGAAUGGCCAGGAAGCAUCUCAAGAAACUGUUGAAAAAUUAUUUUCCAAACACGCAAGAGUCCAAGCAGCUUCGUCUACGUCCAGUAAAGUUAAAGGUCUAACUUUGGCUACAAGAGAACAAUAUUUAUCAAAAAUAUUAGAUACUCUUUAUGCUAAUUAUACUGAAUGCGAGCCUGAUCAAUCACUAGACAAAAAAGAUAUUGAAGAUUGUAGUAUUGAUUUAGAAUAUGAAAUUUUUGGGUCUACAACUACUAUGACCAUGUAUAGGAAUGGUUUUGCUAAAUUGAUUUCCAAUAUUAAAAAGUGCUCCACAAAUAGGACAGUUUAUGAUAAAUUACUAAACUUCCAGCCUAAAGCAGCGAAAUACGAAACCCUUACGGACUUAUUUAGGAAUAUACAAAAAGAACAACAGUUGAAGAAGAAUUCUUCCGAGGGUUUCAAAAGUGCUAAAAAGUUGCUAGAUGAACAAACUUCACGUUCUGAUAGUGAGACGUUAGUUGACAGUACACUAUUAGACUCGGUAUAUGAUGCUCCUAAUGAUUCAAAUUCAAAAUAUGAAUUCAAAAGUGCUAACGAGAUUUUGAAAGAACAUAGUGCAGCUAGUGACAGUCAAAAGAAAAUUGAAGAUUUUUUCAUAGCUAGGGAUAGUGAGAAUACAGAAAUGAAUGAUCCAAUGUCCAAAUCUUUAUUUGGUGACUCUGACGACGAAAGAAGCCGAAGUCCUAAAAGAAGUUUUAUAUCUGAGAAAAGAGUUAGAAGUAGAAGUAGAAGCAGGACACGAGACAGAAGAGAUAGAUUUAAAGACAGCCGAGAUAGACUAAAGGAUGAUAGUCGUAGAAGACCUGGAAGUAGGGAAGAUAGACAUAGAAGAGACAGGCAUAGAGAUGAGGAUAGGCACAGGAGAGACACUGUACACAGAAAAAAACGCAGGGGUAGUAGUAGUUCAGAAAAAUACAAGUUUGACAAUGAGAAAAUUGAAAAGAGGAGGAGACGUAGUUCAGAAAAACUUAGAGAUGGUGAAAGGAAAAGGUGGAAAGAUGACAGAGAUAACGAAAAAGCAAAAGAAUCUGAUGAAGAAAAAACAAGACUAUCAAAGGAAAAUGGCAAAAAAGAAGAGACUAAAAAUGGAAACUUUGAUGUAAUUUUUAAUGAUGAAAUGAAGAUAUUGGAAAUAAAUCUUCCAUCUACUGACAGUAAAUGUGAUAUCGAAACUGAAACUAAUCACAUUGAUCUCACACAGAGGACGUACAACGAAGUUAUUCAGCUUCAAGAUAAAAAUACUAUUAAAAGAAAAUAUUCCGAUGAUAUGGAAAUUGAUGAUGAUGAAGAACAUAUUAGUGUAAAAUCAAGUGAUGAUAAUAAUGCAAUAAUCGAGGUUGAAGAUGAUAUUUACAAUGUUACAAAACAAGACCUGAAAGUAGCUGAAGAACCUCUAGAAAAAGAGUCUCAAGCAAAUGAUAUAUUUGCAAAAAUACUUAGUAAAUCUCAAAAUCAUGCACCAAUAACAUCAAUAUUUCAAACAACAGAAAUAUCUAAACCAACCAAACCACCAGAAUCACAAAAUGGAAAAAGUGGGCCAAGCGAUAAUAAACCUGAUGUUAAAGUAAAGUCCAAGUCAAAAUUAAGAAAAACGGAAAUUGGAUUGUUGGUUGUGAAAUUGCUGACUCCUGCUUAUGUUGAUAAAAGAUUUGAGUCAAGGGAGACUUUCAAGAUUAUGGCUAGAAAGAUAUCUCAUUCAUUGGCUGGUAAAGAUCAAGAAGAAAUUAAAGAUUAUGUCAAACGAUUUUUGAAUCGAAACAUAAAUAUCAAUUCCAAAACGACUAUUUAGUGAAUAGGUUGCUUUUUAUUAUAGCAAAUAUUCAGUGUAUUUUAUUUCUUUUUAUGGAUUUGGGUUUUUUUUUUCAAAACUACAAGUGAUAAUUGAAUUAAGGAUAUUGAUUGCAAGAAAAAGAAAACCGGAAUGUUAUAUGUAGUCCUUUUUACAAUUUUAAAUUUCUAAGAGCGGAAAAUAAAUGAAAUACCCUCUCUAGGACUUUCCUACAAUAAGCAUUUUAUGUAUGAUAAUAAGUUUUUGAAUAGUUUUGUAAAUUAGAUUGAAAAUAUAUUGUGAUGGUGUAUGAUAUGAUCAGCAACCAUUGGAUUACCAGAAUUCAUUUAAAUUGUAUAUACUUAGCUAAGUGAGAGUGUCAUACAUAUUUAAGCAUUAAUAAAUGAAAUUCUGUUUAUUAUUUUGAUAGCUAGCUUUUACCUUGAGAAUCUCACUGAAGUAAUGAGACCAAGAAAAGUUUUUUUUUUUUUUUUUCUCAAGGAUAAAGAGUUUUGGGUCCAUGUAGAGGUAUAGUAUAGCUCGAAUUUCAGCCCGGCCAUUAUUUGCUAUUUAUUGGCUUUAUAACGUUAAUACAAUGGGUCAACCACUGCUUUGAAAUACACAAUGAUUUCUAUAUUUGGCAAUCAACGAAUCUCAUGUAUUUCCAUCCCAAAAAUUGCAACUGAUUGCCAAUGAUUUUAAGAUAUUUUUGUAUCAUCCUAUUUCUAGCUGAUUUUAUUGCGAAAACGAUGUCUAAUUGUUAAACUUCGCAUUGAUAUGGCCAAAAUAAACAGUUUUUUUCUCUUAUAAAAACACGUUUUUACUGGAAAAUUGGCAACUUCUGUAUUUGCAACUCUUCCAAAAGUUAGCAACUUUUAUUUUCUUGGUUAUCCAUAGUCCAUAGCCACACCGAUUUUGUUGUAGGUAUAAAUAGUUGUUGAGCCAUAGAUACCAUUGCAUGUACCCUGCAUUAUAUGGAUCUAAAAUAAUGGAUAUUUGUUUGAUUGGAUAAGUUGGAACAACUUAUCCACCCUGUACAUACAAAUAAAAUGGAUUAUUACGGAACUUACGGGUGGACCUCUGCGGGAUGAGCGCAGCGAGUUCCGCAGCCCUCUAUUGGCAAAUAAACUGUUGAACUGUUCAAAUAAGACAC